AUGGGCGAAGCAAUGGAGCGCUAUUGUGGAGGACAUCUCUGUUAUGGGCCACCAAUCUCGGAAGGCUUUUACUAUGAUAUGUGGAAAGAGGGUGAUGCGAUCACUCCGGAUGAUUUCCCGAAACUCGAGCAAAUUAUCAAAUGUGCUGUUAAGGUAAGUUACUCUUAA
This is a messenger RNA of Gongylonema pulchrum, 168 nucleotides long. The record is from the annotation of a GenBank genome assembly. Lineage: Eukaryota; Metazoa; Nematoda; Chromadorea; Rhabditida; Gongylonematidae.